Heterocephalus glaber (naked mole-rat) is the source of this 1117-nucleotide messenger RNA. It is a transcript of the gene Prss58, whose product is annotated as serine protease 58. Gene Ontology annotation, biological process: proteolysis. The record is from RefSeq and is a predicted model, not a curated record. Gene Ontology annotation, cellular component: secretory granule. Gene Ontology annotation, molecular function: serine-type endopeptidase activity. NCBI's taxonomy places the organism in Eukaryota, Metazoa, Chordata, Mammalia, Rodentia, Bathyergidae.
AGAGGGCCGGGGGUACACUGUAAACUUCAACUUUUCUCUGGGAAGUUACUUCUUCCACGAAAGGAAGGGCAAAACCCUGAUUGCAGAAGAGUUUCCUACUGUGUCAGGGGCCAAGUUCACAAUCUCAGUUUCUCUCUGCACUCACAGCUGACACCACCCCUACUCUGAGGCAUGAACACCAUUUUCUUGAACUGAAUCCUCCCACCAAGAGAAUUCAGAAUCCAUGAGCUGAACCUUACCCUGUGAAAAACGUUUCAAUGUCAUCAUGAAGUUCAAUCUCCUCUGGGCUUUCUUAAGCCUGCCUGUUGCACUUGCUUUUAAUCCAGACUUCGUAGGUGAUGUCACACCUCCCUACCUGGUCUACUUGAAAUCUGAUUACCUGCCCUGCACAGGAGUCCUGAUUCACCCCCUUUGGGUGAUCACUGCUGCACACUGCAAUUUACCGAGGGCCCAGGUGAUGCUGGGUGCUACAAACCCAUCAAACACCAGUGAAGAGAAUGUGCAAGUGGUUGGCUACGAGAAGAUGAUUCAUCACUCGCAAUAUUUAAUCUCUUCUAUGGAAUAUGAUCUCAUGUUAAUCAAGCUGAACAAAGUGACUGAACUCAAUGACUAUGUGAAAGUGGUCAACCUGCCCAGCCAAGCUGUUCCAGUAAAUGAGAGGUGUGCUGUCUCCACCUGGGCCUACAACACAUGUGAUACGGCCAAGGACCCUGACAUGAUGCAGACUGUACAAGUCUCUGUAAUCUCCCAGACUGAGUGUCAGAAUGGCUAUCCAGGCUACAACAUCAAUAAUAAUAUGAUCUGUGUGGGCAUCGUGCCAGGAAGGAGGCUACCUUGCAAGGAAGUCUCCUCUGUCCCUGCAGUCUGCCAUGGGGUACUUUAUGGAAUCCUGUCUUAUGCAGAUGGGUGCAUUUUGAGAGCUGAUGUUGGCAUCUAUACUAGUAUCUUUCACUACAUUCCCUGGAUUAAAAAUACAAUUCAGAACAAUUGAGUUCAUGUGGCCAGAAUUCUGGGCCAUGUGACAGCCCGUACCCAUGUCCAGCCUCACAAUAAACUAAGGCACUCCUUGUGCCUUGUGCAUCUGCUCAUUCUGAUGGACAGAGUCAGUGAGUGAUUA